AUGGGGGGCCUGGCUCCAGGCCUGUGGGUCUUGCUCCUAUCUGCGGAGUGUGCCUGUGUCUGCGGGGUCAAGAUGAUGACCAAGUCAGAAAACUUGAUCUGCUACAAGUGCUUCAAAGUCAGCAGCCCAGAGUUCUGCCACCCCGUGGUGUGCCCGCACAAUGACACUGUCUGCAUCGCCCAUAACACCUUCCUCUACUUAGGAGAGCACACGGUGAGGAAGGUCAGUAAGCGCUGCGCACCCAGGUGCCCCAACGGCAACAACCAACAGGAGUGGGAGCUUCAGAAGAGGGUCACCGUCCGUCUCACCAGGAAGUGCUGCUCCCAGAGCUACUGCAACAGGGCACCGGCCGCGGCCGCCACGGCCCUGUGGGUCCUGCCCCAGGUGCGGCUGCCCCUCUGGGCCCUGCUGCCCCUCUGGGCCCUGCACUGA
This is a messenger RNA of Echinops telfairi (small Madagascar hedgehog), 432 nucleotides long. RefSeq names its product lymphocyte antigen 6 family member L (gene LY6L). NCBI's taxonomy places the organism in Eukaryota, Metazoa, Chordata, Mammalia, Afrosoricida, Tenrecidae. The transcript has 3 exons. The record is from RefSeq and is a predicted model, not a curated record. The coding region runs from base 1 to 432 and encodes 143 amino acids. Gene Ontology annotation, cellular component: plasma membrane.